This is a messenger RNA of Trichophyton rubrum CBS 118892, 1669 nucleotides long. RefSeq lists its product as uncharacterized. Gene Ontology annotation, cellular component: fungal-type vacuole; vacuolar membrane. NCBI's taxonomy places the organism in Eukaryota, Fungi, Ascomycota, Eurotiomycetes, Onygenales, Arthrodermataceae. The record is from RefSeq and is a predicted model, not a curated record. Gene Ontology annotation, molecular function: L-cystine transmembrane transporter activity. The coding region runs from base 657 to 1457 and encodes 266 amino acids. Gene Ontology annotation, biological process: L-cystine transport. The transcript has 3 exons.
GGCGCUAGGCAGCCAGGCAGCUACAAGUACGUAUCGGUCAAGCAGCGAGCUACUUGUGAGUUACGAGCUGCUUGCUAUUAGUUAUGUCUGCCGGGGAGGCAGUUGGGCAGCGAAGCAGCGAAGCAGCGGCCUGUACGGAGUAUAGCCAGACAUCUACAUGACCGCAAUACAUACAGUCCCAUCCCAGCUAUCAUAUAGCCAUCAACUAGUUAUUAUUAUUAACAAAGUAGUACUUAUAUAGUCAAGUAGCCAGCUCGUCGUAGUGAAAAGCUUAGCCGGCGUCCAGGACAAAUGACCGUCCGCCGGUCAUGCCUCACUUCCCACAGACACAAACACGGCCAUCCUCCUUAAAAGAAGGCGACGGGAUGGACACCGGUUGAGGCCAGCGGAAUACACAGCUCUUCUUCCUCCGUCUCUUUCGCCUCAGUACAGACGGCAGUAGGCCUGUUCUUGCCCGCUCGCCGCCUGCCCGCCAUGUCGUCCCAGGUCGUGCGGUUCCUGCGUGCAGUCUCCAGGCUUCUGGGAUGGAUAUAGUAUGCUCGCCCUUCCCUUACUCCCCUCCCCCACCGCUACCGGCCGUCAGCCUCACAGGCAGACAUCCCGAAGCUGGCCCUGGAAUCACAUAGCUAAAAGAAGCCGAAAAAAAAUUACAUAGCAUGCUCUGCUGGUCUCUCUCGUUCUAUCCGCAGCCGAUCAAGAACUGGCAACGUCGCUCCACCUCGGGCUCGACCAUCUCGUUCCCGACCUCAAACGUGCUCGGCUUCAUCUGCUACGCCGUCUACACGUCGACCUUUUACUUCUCACCCGUCAUACGGCACCAGUAUGCCGUCCGUCAUCCAGAGGCGCCGGAGCCCACCGUGCGAGCCAACGACGUUGCGUUCGCCUUCCAUGCAGUCCUGCUGAGCGUGUUGACUUAUUCCCAAUUCUACCCGAUGAUAUGGGGAUUCAAAGCAUCGGCGCACCAGAACGUUAGCGCCCCUGUGGCCGGGAUGGUAGUAGGAUGCGUGCUGUGCAUAGUCGGCGUCUUCCUCCUGGCGUGGUCGAAGGGCGGUAAUGAUGCUUCCGAUUGGGCCUGGAUAGAUGGUAUCUAUACCAUGUCAUAUGUCAAGUUACUUGCAACGGUAGUCAAGUACUGUCCCCAGGUGUACUUGAACUACCGGUUAAAGUCAACGGUGGGAUGGAGCAUAUGGCAGAUCCUUCUUGAUCUGAUAGGCGGCAUCCUCUCCCUGAUACAGCUGGUCAUUGACUCCUCGCUUGAAAACGACUGGAGCGGUAUCACAGGCAACCCGGCGAAAUUCGGUUUAAGUAACGUGAGCAUCUUCUUCGACUUUGUCUUCAUUGCUCAGCAUUACAUCCUUUACCGGAAUAGCAAUGGGUCAAAGGAAAGCGAUAGUGAGGAUGAAGAUGUUGAGAGUCAAGAUCCUGCUCGACAACCACUACUUGGGCAAAGAGCCUAGCUGUUGAAAGUAGUAGUACAAUAGUACACUAUUCCCCUCUUCUUUUCUUUUGGAUAGAUAACUGGGCAGGAUGAUGCUGGCUGGUUUGAACUACUUUAGGAACACGGAAGGGCGCGCGCCAGCUGGUUUUGGGUAUUUUCUUGAGCCAUCCUCGCUUUCUCCUCGCUUGAUGUAUUAUUUGUGUGUUCACCUUGCUUUAUUGCAUUUUUUAU